AUGGAGGCGUGCGUCCAUGAAAACGAGCCUUUGCGGCUCAGGCUCUCUUGUCUAGACCGGGACGCCCCGAAGACUGCGCUGCGCACUAGCUCGCUGGCGGUACCGACCGAGGAGUCGCCCCUGAUUGCCUCGAGUCAACCUGUCUCGCCUUCCUGCUGCAUUUGUCUAGAUACCGUCCGUCCUGACGACCUGGUGCACUCGAUCCCGUGCCGCCAUGUGUUCCACGCCGGGUGUCUUGAGUUCUGGUACCUGUACGAGAACGACAACUGCCCCCUAUGCCAGAGGCCGCUGUUGCCACAGGCUGCUGGCGGCGGCAACGGCGGCGACCCUGGGGGGAGGGUAUAA
Messenger RNA from Aspergillus nidulans FGSC A4, 345 nucleotides. RefSeq lists its product as uncharacterized. NCBI's taxonomy places the organism in Eukaryota, Fungi, Ascomycota, Eurotiomycetes, Eurotiales, Aspergillaceae. The record is from RefSeq and is a predicted model, not a curated record. The transcript is spliced from 2 exons. The coding region runs from base 1 to 345 and encodes 114 amino acids.